ACUCGCGUCUGAAUCAGCAGACCCAACCAAACACAAUGGAUAGAGUUUUAUCGGUCGAAGAAAUCUCUGACCACUUCUGGUCCUCAUCCUCCGCCGUCACCACCGCCUCUGCCGCCGCCGGUGGCCAUAACAAACCCGGUUUUAAAAUGAACCGUAGUGCUUCUGAGUGGGCUUUUCAGCAGUUUCUUAGAGAAGAAGUUGAUAAGAAAGGUGCAGAUAAAGAGGAAGAAGAAGAAGAAGAGGAGGAGGAGGAGGAGGAGCUGAAAAAGAAGAAGAAUGGGAUGGCAUCGUCGUUUAUUGGGUGUUUAGAGAAUAAUAAUAAUAAUGUUCCUAUGGAUUUAGAGGAAUACCAGGCUUUUCUUAAGAACAAGCUUGACUUGGCUUGUGCUGCUGUUGCCAUGUCAAGGGCAUCUUUUGUAAAUCCCCAAGAUUCUGCUGCUGGAGCCGACGUUGGAUCCCACGCAUCCAAUACUCCACAAUUGGGAUCUAAAACUGCUCCUCAAGGAGGUGGUAACAAGGAUGAUAAUGCAGUGGUUGGAAUUCCUUCUUUGCCCAAUGGACAGAAGAAACCUGGAGCCAAGUUGAGGCCAAGCACAAGUGGAUCAUCAAGAGAACUGUCAGAAGAGGAUGAAGUUGAAGGAGAAAAUAAAACGAUGGAGAACAUGGAUCCUACUGAUGCAAAACGUGUAAGGAGGAUGCUUUCCAAUAGGGAGUCAGCUAGGCGCUCUAGAAGAAGAAAGCAGGCCCAUUUGACAGAACUUGAGACACAGGUUUCUCAACUAAGAGUUGAAAAUGCAAACUUAUCAAAGCGUUUUACUGACAUUAGCCAAAAGUACAAUGAAGCAUUCGUUGACAACAGAGUUUUAAAAGCUGAUGUUGAAACAUUGAAAGCAAAGGUAAAAAUGGCUGAAGAGACAGUCAAAAGAAUCACCGGUUUGAACCCUGUGUUCCAUGCCUCACCUGAGAUAUCUACGACGGGCGUGUCAUCAUUUGAUGGAAGUGCCUCUGAUACAUCAACAGAUGCUGCUGUUCCUGCGCAAGAUGGUCCAAAGCAUACCUUUUAUCAGGCUGCUACAAACAAUCCUAUAUUCCCUCAUGACCUGAGAAUCAACAAUGUACUCACAGAUAUUUCUUCAGUUGAAAACAUACCACCAAAUUCUGUGGGAUCAGCACCAACGGGAAACAAAAUUGGACGGACAGCUUCUUUGCAGCGAGUGGCUAGCUUGGAGCAUCUGCAAAAGCGGAUCCGUGAGGGCAUAAGCCCCUGUAGACCCCAGUCUAACGGGGAGCAAUAGUAGCAAGGCACACAAGCAGAGUAUGAAGAGAGUUUUACUGAAGAAUGUCUUAGAAUGACCAAACUUUAUUUCUGGUUUCAGAGGUGAAAACAAUGCUAUUCUUUAUGUUAACUAUGUAGUAAUGGAAUCUGCUAGAUUAAACCUUUGAAUCAAUCACGUGAUAUCUUCUGGAAAGACUGGCUAAUCAACACAGUGGUCGAUUUACCAUGCCAUUUCCAUAGCAUGUGGACCUUUCCCUGUAUCAUGUUAGCAUUUCUUUUUUUUCCGUCCUCGUUAUCUGCUAGGAAGCCUGUUUUUGCAUAUCUCAAAGGGCUAACAGAAAAUCCUGUAUGCUAUAGUUAAUCGGGCGCUGCCAGGUAUGAACCCGAUACCAGGGAAGGGAAACAAGUUUGUCUACGUCACUGGGUUAUUAUUAGCUAUACCAAACACAUGUACAUGUCACGUGCUCAUUACCUUCUCUUUUUCCGGCAAAAUACGCUUUUUAAGACGUGCAAUGCUCGUGUUUAUAUAUUUCAAAGCUUUUUUUUUUCUUAUUAGAUAUGAAAUUGAAUCAUCUUGUUUAUUCUAUUUUAUUCAUUAUUUUA
This is a messenger RNA of Durio zibethinus, 1879 nucleotides long. RefSeq names its product light-inducible protein CPRF2-like. NCBI's taxonomy places the organism in Eukaryota, Viridiplantae, Streptophyta, Magnoliopsida, Malvales, Malvaceae. The record is from RefSeq and is a predicted model, not a curated record. Gene Ontology annotation, biological process: regulation of DNA-templated transcription. Gene Ontology annotation, molecular function: DNA-binding transcription factor activity.